Messenger RNA from Ylistrum balloti, 567 nucleotides. RefSeq lists its product as uncharacterized. The record is from RefSeq and is a predicted model, not a curated record. Gene Ontology annotation, molecular function: ubiquitin protein ligase activity; cysteine-type endopeptidase inhibitor activity involved in apoptotic process. Gene Ontology annotation, cellular component: nucleus; cytoplasm. NCBI's taxonomy places the organism in Eukaryota, Metazoa, Mollusca, Bivalvia, Pectinida, Pectinidae. The annotation marks the transcript as partial. Gene Ontology annotation, biological process: positive regulation of protein ubiquitination; regulation of cell cycle; negative regulation of apoptotic process. The transcript has 3 exons.
AUGAAGGAAAUUACUAAGAAACUCGGAGCAAUGACGGAUGUAGUUCCUACAUUGUCAGUAUCUUUCCCCGAAAGGACAGAAACUGAACAACUAAAAAUUACAUAUGAUGAACUAAACGAGACCAAGGAAAAGUCAUGUGAUGAACCAAAUAGAUGUGAGAAAUGGACAACAGAUUCAAUAGAUGCAGAAAGUGCAUGGGAUGGAGGUUGUCAAGAAAUGGGUGGUUUGUUAGCAAGUAAAUCAGAAUGGAUUGUAAAUGAUGAAGAAGAGCUGCAGAUAGAAGCUGAGAAUUUUUUCAGACCUGAACGAUGUACCUACUUAAAUAAAGUAGUGAAGCGUUUGGAAACUUUUCUACCUGUUUGUUCUGGUAUUGACUGCGAUUCAUUAGCAGAUGCUGGUUUCUAUUAUACGGGGGAGAAUAUUAGAUGCUUUACCUGUGGUGUCGUAAUCAUUUUUGGGCCGUGUACUGAUGAUUACUGGGCAGAACAUGCUAAAACGAGCCCAGGUUGUUCUUAUGUCAGAACACAAAAAGGUGCAGCCUAUAUCCAUCACUUGCUAUCCACAGAG